AGUUACAUUAACCUUCCUUACUUUAACCAUCCUGUGGGUUUAGUUACUUUAACCAUCCUGUGGGUUUAGUUACUUUAACCUUCUUUACUUUAACCAUCCUGUGGGUUUAGUUAUUUUAACCUCCCUUACUUUAACCAUCCUGUGGGUUUAGCUACUUUAACCUUCCUGUGGAUUUAGUUACUUUAACCUUCCUGUGGGUUUAGUUACUUUAACCUUCCUGUGGGUUUAGUUACUUUAACCUUCCUGUGGGUUUAGUUACUUGAACCUUUCUGUGGGUUUAGCUACUUGAACCUUUCUGUGGGUUUAGCUACUUGAACCUUCCUUGGGGUUUAGUUACUUUUUGACCCAUCCUGUGGGUUUAGUUGCUUUAACCAUCCUGUGGGUUUAGUUACUUUUUUACCAUCCUGCGGGUUUAGUUACUUUAACCAUCCUGUGGGUUUAGUUACUUUUUGAACCGUUACUGCUGGUUUAGUUACUUUUUGAACCUUUACUGUGGGUUUAGUUCCUUGUUGAAACUUUACUGUGGGUUUAGUUAGUUUUGAAGUUUUACAGUUUUUUUAGUUACUUUUUGAACCUUUACCCUGGGUUUAGUUACUUUUUAAACCUUUAUUUUGGGUUUAGUUACUUUUUAAACCUUUACUGUGGGUUUAGUUACUUUUUUAACGAUCCUGUCUGUUUAGUUACUUUUCAAACCAUUACUGUGGGUUUAGUUACUUUUUGAACCUUUACUGUGGGUUUAGUUACAUGUUUUACCUUUACUGUGGGUUUAGUUACUUUUUGAACCUUUACUGUCAGUUUAGUUACUUUUCUUACCUUUACUGUUUGUUUAGUUACUUUUUGAACCAUUACUGUGGGUUUAGUUACUUUUUGAAACUUCACAGUUGGUUUAUUUACAUUUUUUACCUUUACUGUGGGUUUAGUUACUUUUUCAAGUUUUACUGUGGAUUUAGUAACAUUUUUUACCUUUACAGUGGAUUUAGUUACUUUUUGAACCUUUACUGUGCAUUUAGGUUUUUUUAAACCUUUACUGUGGAUUUAGUUACAUUUUUACCUUUACUGUGGGUUUAGUUACUUUAUGAACAUUUACUGUGGGUUUAGUUUUUGAACCUUUACUGUGGAUUUAGUUACAUUUUUUACCUGUACUGUGGAUUUAGUAACUUUUUGAACUUAUACUGUGGGUUUAAUUACUUUUUGAACCUUUACUGUGGAUUUAGUUACUUUUUGAACCUUUACUGUGGGUUUAGUUAUUUUAGAACCUUUCCUGUGGAUUUAGUUACUUUGUGAACCUUUACUGUGGAUUUAGUUACUUUUUGAACCUUUACUGUGGGUUUAGUUACUUUAUGAACCUUUACUGUGGGUUUAGUUAGUUUUUGAACCUUUACUGUGGAUUUAGUUACAUUUUUUACCUGUACUGUGGAUUUAGUUACUUUUUGAACCUAUACUGUGGGUUUAAUUACUUUUUGAACCUUUACUGUGGAUUUAGUUACUUUUUGAACCUUUGCUAUGGGUUUAGUGACUUUUUGAACCUUUACUGUCGGGUUAGUUACUUUUCUUACCUUUACUGUUUGUUUAGUUACUUUUUGAACCAUUACUGUGGGUUUAGUUACUUUUUGAAGCUUCACUGUGGGUUUAUUUACAUUUUUUACCUUUACUGUGGAUUUAGUUACUUUUUGAACCUUUACUGUGGAUUUAGUUACACUUUUUACCUUUACUGUGGAUUUAGUUACUUUUUGAACCUUUACUGUGGGUUUUGUUACUUUUUGAACCUUUACUAUGGGUUUAGUUACUUUUAGAACCUUUACUGUGGAUUUAGUUACCCUUGAACCUUUACUGUGGAUUUAGUUACUUUUUGAGCCUUUACUGUGGGUUUAGUUACUUUUUGAACCUUUACUGUGGGUUUAGUUACGUAAUGAACCUUUACUGUGUGUUUAGUUACUUUUUGAACCUUUACUGUGGAUUUAGUGACAUUUUUUACCUUUACUGUGGGUUUAGUUACUUUUUGAACCUUUACUGUGGGUUUAGUUACUUUAUGAACCUUUACUGUGGGUUUAGUUAGUUUUUGAACCUUUACUGUGGAUUUAGUUACAUUUUUUACCUGUACUGUGGAUUUAGUUACUUUUUGAACCUAUACUGUGGGUUUAAUUACUUUUUGAACCUUUACUGUAAAUUUAGUUACUUUUUGAACCUUUAUUGUGGGUUUAGUUACUUUAUGAACCUUUACUGUGGCUUUAGUUACUUUUUGAACCUUUUCUGUGGAUUUAGUUACUUUUUGAACCUUUACUGUGGGUUUAGUUACUUUAUGAACCUUUACUGUGUGUUUAGUAACUUUUUGAACCUAUACUGUGGGUUUAAUUACUUUUUGAACCUUUACUGUGGAUUUAGUUACUUUUUGAACCUGUACUGUGGGUUUAGUUACUUUUUGAACCUUUACUGUGGGUUUAGUUACUUUUUGAACCUUUACUGUGGGUUUAGUUACUUUUUGAACCUUUACUGUGGAUUUAGUUACAUUUUGAACCUUUACUGUGGGGUUAGUUACUUUUUGGACCUUUACUGUGGCUUUAGUUACUUUUUGAACCUUUACUAUGGGUUUAGUUACUUUUUGAACCUUUACUGUGGAUUCAGUGACAUUUUAUACCUUUACUGUGGGUUUAGUUACUUUUUGAACCUUACUGUGGGUUUAGUUAGUUUUUUAACCUUUACUGUGGGUUUAGUUAGUUUUUGAACCUUUACUAUGGAUUUAGUCUCUCUCUCUCUGAGCUGUUGCUCCACUCUCCGUCUGAGGACCAUCUCCCUCGGCUCUGGGGCCUCCUCCCUUACCCGUAUCCAUGGUGACAUGCUCCACAACAGGAAACAGAGCUGGGGAUUCCGUCACUAAACUGGGAACGUUGACGGCAGGCAGCAAGUCCAACCUCCCAACGGAGAAAAUACGAAUGAAGAGCUUUAUUCCUUAAAACUAUCAGAAUAAAAACUGAAAAGUUGUUCUGUUUUCCAGAUGACACCACAUUCCUCAGACCCUGUUUCCCUCUCAGUGUGUGUGUGUGUGUGUGUGUGUGUGUGUGUGUGUGUGUGUGUUUUAAUCUGCUCCUUGCGUUGACUAGUUUCUAUCGUUGUUCGUGAAGCAACAGUGACAGAGGAGCUGAGGGCCCUCAGAGGGUUGCAGGUUCGAGUGCCGCUCAGUCUGCUUUAGUGCUGUUGGGCAGGACACUUCCCCCUCCUUACCUGCUGGUGGUGGUCAGAGAGCAGUGUGUUUCAGGGCAGCUGUAGCUACGAUGCAGCUCACCACCACCAGUGUGUGAAUGGGUGUGUUGUAAAGUGCCUUGGGGGGUUGUAGAUGCAAACACAGGACGUGCCAGUGCAGUGAGCCCCUCUAACCCUGACAUGUUUGUUCUGCGAGGGUCAGAAAGUUUUUACGGAUGAUCCUGGACCCACUAAGUUCUGGCUCUGGUUCCUGAUGUGUCCACUGAGCGGCACCAGACCCAGAUGUUAAAGCUACAGAAUUCAGAAGCUGAUUGACACCUGAGCUCAGGUGUUUACACCCCUGGCCCGGUCCGGCCUGGUUCUGGCCCAGCAGAACAAAAUGAAUAUACAAGCAGUGGCCAGGCUCAUGUCCUGUGACGGAACCUCUGAUCGGGUUUCACCAGAACCAUCAGGGUCUGGAACAGGGCCGGGACAAGGAUAGGGACCAGUAAUUCUCUGCCAGGGACCGGGUCUGGACCUGAGACCCGCAGGCAGCAGCUGGAGCUCCAUGAAGGUUCUCACCUCAGAGCCAAAUAUCCAGGUUCUGGUGUUUGGGUCGGAUGAUUUUGGACUGAACCGGAAAUAGAAAAAGAGUUUCAGGGACGUUAAACAAGCUGAAGGAUCCCUUCAGAUCAGAGGGUCUUUAUGGUUCUGGAGCAGGUCCCAGUCCUACCAGGACCCACCGGAUCUAACCCAGAACCAGAACUGAAACGGUGUCUGGAACCUCCGGAAGGAGUCCGGCUCCGACCCGCCCCGGGAUUCCCUGAUUGGCCCCUCCGCCUCAGGAGUCAGAGGAUCUCCUCCGGACCCAUCUGGAGGUCGGGAAUGUGGAUGCUGCGUCAGCGCGCGGAGGGCGGCGCGUGCGCGCCGAGGUGAUCCCCGCGUUUAAAAGCGCCGCAGAUCUCAGUGCGUCACAGCGACCCAGUAGAACCAGAACCGCUCCGAACAAAGCUCGUUCGAGUUUUCUCCUGCUUUGGAUCCGGUUCGCUUCGUCUUGGACGGAACCGGCGGCUCGGUUCGGACCGUUCGCACCAGCUGGGAGGAUUUAUGGAGCGGGACUCUGUUCGGUCCAUCUGAACUUUCUCUGCUCGGAGGACAACAUGAAGUCUGCAGAAGAAGAUGCCUUUGGCUACACUCCCAACGUCAGUCUCCCCCUCCCGCUGGGGAACCCGUGCCUCCCCUCCCAGUACCACAGCCUCCAGUCCAGCCCCUCCAUCUCGGUGUCCGUUGCCGAGCCUCAGGUGUUUGAGUCUCAGGAUGAAAUCCAAGCAGCUGGAUUUUAUUCUGCUGUUCGUCCCAACGGCGCCCCGACCUUAGAGAGCCCCCGCAUCGAGAUCACAGCUUACGGUCAGUUUCCUGAGGAGGAGGUGGAGGAGAGCAGCCCUCCAACAGCCAAGCGAGUGAACUCCGUCGUGACCCUGAACCUCCCCAGUGCCGACGGUUACCGUGACCCCAGCUGCCUGAGUCCAGCCAGCAGCGUCUCUGACGCCUCCUACGAGUCCAGCUUUUCCUACAACUAUGACAACUCACCGCAGAACUCCCCUUGGCAGUCCCCCUCUGUGUCCCCCAAAGGCUCCACCCUUACCCUGCCAGGCGAGGGCGGAGCCUCUGUCAGCUCCCCUCAGCACUCCCCCUCCGCCUCCCCUCGUACCAUUGUAACAGAUGACUCCUGGAUGGGCCCCCGAGUCUCCAGGCCCAACUCCCCUUGUGGAGCCAAGAGGAAGUACAGUUUCAACGGCAGCGACGCCUCCCGCAGGAGCUUCCCGUACUCCCCCAAUAACUCCCCCUCCCCUCAGACCUCCCCCCGCCUCAGCGUGACAGACGAGAACUGGAUGCCAAACACCAAUCAGUACACCAACUCCGCCAUCCUGGCAGCCAUCAAUGCCCUCACCACGGACGGAGUGACCGACCUUGGAGAGGGGAUCCCCAUAAAGGCCCGGAAAACCAGCCUGGACCACAGCCCCACGGUGAGCCUGAAGGUGGAGCCCAGAGGAGACGAGCUGAGUCCCAACCGAGUGGCGCUCAAGAGGGAAGGUUUUGGUGGGGGCUUCCUGGACGUUCCCCAGCACUCGUUCUCCUGGCCCAAGCCGAAGCCGUACGCCAGCCCGUCCCAGCCAGCUCUGGACUGGCAGCUGCCGUCCAGUUCUGGUCCCUACAGCCUGCAGAUCGAGGUCCAGCCCAAGUCCCACCACCGGGCCCACUACGAGACGGAGGGCAGUCGGGGGGCGGUGAAGGCUCUGGCAGGGGGACACCCAGUGGUCCAGCUCCACGGCUACAUGGAGAACGAACCUCUGACAUUGCAGCUGUUCAUCGGAACCGCAGACGACCGGCUGCUGAGACCCCACGCCUUCUACCAGGUCCACCGCAUCACGGGGAAGACUGUGUCCACACCGAGCCACGAGGUCCUCCACAACAACACCAAGGUUCUGGAGAUCCCUCUGCUGCCGGAAAACAACAUGCGGGCCAUAAUCGACUGCGCAGGAAUCCUGAAGCUGCGUAACUCCGACAUCGAGCUGAGGAAGGGCGAGACGGACAUCGGGCGGAAGAACACGCGUGUGCGGAUGGUUUUCCGGGUCCAUCUCACCCAGACCACCGGCAGGACCGUGUCUCUGCAGGCUGCGUCCAACCCCAUCGAGUGCUCCCAGAGGUCGGCCCAGGAGCUGCCGCUGGUGGACAAGCAGAGCCUGGAGACGGGUCCGGCCUGCGGGGGGGACAGGAUGCUUCUGGACGGGCACAACUUCCAGCUCGACUCCAAGGUGGUGUUUGUGGAGAAGGCCCAAGAUGGUCACCACCUCUGGGAGACCGAGGCCAAAGUGGAGCGAGAUGCAUCGAAGCCUAACUCGGUGCUGGUUGAAAUCCCUCCGUACCGAAAUCAGCGCCUCUCUACCCCCGUCCACGUCAACUUCUACGUCUGCAACGGCAAGAGGAAACGAAGCCAGUAUCAGCGCUUCACCUACGUUCCUGCCACAGUUCCAACGAUAAAGACGGAACCACACGACGACUAUGAUGUUCCUCUGAUGUGCACUCACCACGGCUCUGGCCUGGCCCUGCACCCAAAACCCUUUUACCUCCCGUCGGCCGUGACCCCUAUGAUCUCCGGCCUCCAAGCUGUUGUGGGCGGGGCUUACUCUGCCAGCCAGCAGACGCCAACCCCCAAGCCCAUCUCACUGACCCCCACCUCUCCGAGCACGAGCCCCAAACUGCAGGACCUGUCACCGCCACCCUUCUCCAAGUGUCCCCCGGAGCCUCAGGCCCCUCAGGUCUCCAUCAUCCAGGAGACUCCAGGGCGUUACCAGCCCCCCGGCUUUUUUCCACCCAGCAGCUCAUCCUCCCCUGCGGCCUCGCAGCCCUCCACCCCAACCGAGGUCCCCUUCUCCUCGCCGCAUGGCGUUACUCCGCCCCAUUCGGUCAGCGGCUGCACGAGUUCCGCUUCCCAGCAGCUUUCCAAAGUGCCGGAAAGCGACCGGUCUUCCCUGCAGGAGGACAACAGCCCCCCCAUGCAGGCUGUCAGCAUCAAACAAGAACCACAAGAACUGGACCAGAUGUACCUGGAUGAUGUCAAUGAGAUCAUCAGGAACGACCUGUCCAGCAUCUCCGUCCACAGCCAUGCGUAGCUCCGCCUCCACGCCAGCUCGACGGUAGCGGGAAUCCUGAAGGGAAAUCAUUUUGACACGAUGCUUCACGGCAGGAAGCAGCAAGAGGAAAUGUAAAUGUUGAUUCCAGAUGUUCAGGGUCCAACGCACACAUGCCUCCAGGUUUAUUAACCACGCCUUUUAUGUAAAAACAAUCCAGGGGAAGGAUGUGUUGCUCCGCCCUUCAGCGAGGGCUCCGCCCCUCGGCGAGGACCAGUGCCUGCCAGAUGUUUAUAUAAUAUUCAAUCAGCUGACUUUAGCUCCAGAUCCAGCUGUUUAUAGAGAAAAGUGCCUUUUUGACUGGAAAACUAAACGAGUUUCUUUGAGACUAACGGAGUUCUGAGUUUACACGUCGAGUUUCAGACAAUCGGUUUGGUUUUUAGUGAAAGUCAAACAACUUUUAGGUGUUUCACAACUCGGAUUCUGCUAUGAAAGUAAAGAAAACUGGAGCCAAACUCUAACAUGGAACUUUAAUCUGUAAUUUCUGGUUUUAGCCUCCAUUUCUAAUCUGUUAUUUAUUUGUUCUUAAUGGAUUCUGCAGCGCAGAACAACUUUCUGACCGUGUUUACAUUCAAAAGCCAAAGAAACAUCAGAGAAACGGCCAAUCAGGGCCGACCUGGAGCAAAACCAGAACCCGGUCUGAGGAUCUACGGGAACGUUUUCCCACUUCUGAAAGGAAAGGUUACAUUUAUUUAUUUACGAGAAGCAAAAGAUGAAACCAGAUUAAAGUAGCAACAACAACAAAAACAAUAACACCUGUUUAUGUUGAACUGAUUAUUAAAAUGUUGGUUUUUUAACGCAAGACCAGAAGCCUGUCAAUCACAGUGUAGCUCCGCCUCCAGGAUUUGUUCACAUUUGUUCUCAAAAAUGAUAAAAAACAAAUCAUGUGUCACAGAUGAACAGAGGCCGGGGCGCGCCCCCUGCUGGCUACUUGAUAGAAUGCAGGUUCGGUUUAUGACAUCAUUGCUAAUAAACACAAACUCUGAAUUAGAAGGAGCCUUGCAGACAGACCAAUCAGAUUAACUUUAACAGAAUCACUGAAGGUGAAAUACUUUAUUUUUUAUCAGUGACUAAACAAAGAACCGAUCUCUGGAGCUUUCAGAUGAUUUCAGUGUAAAUAUUUUGUUUAACGUUAAAAUUGUUUACAUUUGAUUACAUUUAUUUGAACAGAUCAGUCAACUCUGGGAGCGUUUAAUAAACAAGUAGGAUUUCACCUGCAAACAGCUGAUUCAGAACCUGAAAAACCACCUGCACCAAGUUUCAAAUGUGAAAGAGCUCAGAGUUAGCUUCUGCCAUCGAGAUCCUGCAGCAGGGUUGUAUGUCUGCUGCAGCAGCAGGGUUGUGUGUCUAAAGCAGCAGGGUUGUGUGUCUGCAGCAGCAGCAGCAGGGUUGUGUGUCUGCAGCAGCUGCAGGGUUGUGUGUCUGCAGCAGCAGCAGGGUUGUGUGUCUGCAGCAGCAGCAGCAGGGUUGUGUGUCUGCAGCAGCUGCAGGGUUGUGUGUCUGCAGCUGCAGCAGGGUUGUAUGUCUGCAGCUGCAGCAGGGUUGUGUGUCUGCAGCAGCAGCAGGGUUGUGUGUCUGCAGCAGCUGCAGGGUUGUGUGUCUGCAGCAGCAGCAGGGUUGUGUGUCUGCAGCAGCUGCAGGGUUGUGUGUCUGCAGCAGCAGCAGCAGGGUUGUGUGUCUGCAGCAGCUGCAGGGUUGUGUGUCUAAAGCAGCAGCAGGGUUGUGUGUCUGCAGCAGCAGCAACAGCAGGGUUGUAUGUCUGCAGCUGUAGCAGGGUUGUGUGUCUGCAGCAGCAGCAGCAGGGUUGUGUGUCUGCAGCAGCUGCAGGGUUGUGUGUCUGCAGCAGCAGCAGGGUUGUGUGUCUGCAGCUGCAGCAGCAGCAGGGUUGUGUGUCUGUAGCAGCAGCAGGGUUGUGUGUCUGCAGCUGCAGCAGCAGGGUUGUCUGUCUGCAGCUGCAGCAGCAGGGUUGUGUGUCUGCAGCAGCUGCAGCAGGGUUGUGUGUCUGCAGCAGCAGCAGGGUUGUGUGUCUGCAGCAGCAGCAGCAGGGUUGUGUGUCUGCAGCAGCAGCAGCAGGGUUGUGUGUCUGCAGCAGCUGCAGGGUUGUGUGUCUGCAGCUGCAGCAGGGUUGUAUGUCUGCAGCUGCAGCAGGGUUGUGUGUCUGCAGCAGCAGCAGCAGGGUUGUGUGUCUGCAGCAGCUGCAGGGUUGUGUGUCUGCAGCAGCAGCAGGGUUGUGUGUCUGCAGCUGCAGGGUUGUGUGUCUGCAGCUGCAGCUGCAGGGUUGUGUGUCUGCAGCAGCUGCAGGGUUGUGUGUCUGCAGCAGCAGCAGGGUUGUGUGUCUGCAGCUGCAGCAGGGUUGUAUGUCUGCAGCUGCAGCAGGGUUGUGUGUCUGCAGCAGCAGCAGGGUUGUGUGUCUGCAGCAGCUGCAGGGUUGUGUGUCUGCAGCAGCAGCAGGGUUGUGUGUCUGCAGCUGCAGGGUUGUGUGUCUGCAGCUGCAGCUGCAGGGUUGUGUGUCUGCAGCAGCAGCAGGGUUGUGUGUCUGCAGCAGCAGCAGGGUUGUGUGUCUGCAGCAGCAGCAGCAGGGUUGUGUGUCUGCAGCAGGUUUAAAUGAUCAGUCUGUUUUCUCUGAUUUGCAUCCAUGAGUUCGGAACUCUCUCACUUUUAAGAAUUCCAACAAAACAAAACAAACUUUGUUGCUUUAACGAUGAAAAUCUCCGAAACUCCGACCAGAAAACUUUCAGACUCAUCUUUUUAUUUUGUCCUAAAGAAUCAAACGUUUAACUCGGAGGAGCCUCAGAUUGUUUUCCAGGCUGCAGAGUUGGAGAUUUUUUUAUGAUUGUGAUGAAAUAAUCUAACCCCCCCCCCCCCCCCCCACGCUGUAACUGCUUGUUUUUAUAUUGUUUGUAUUUAUUCUCCUGGCUUGUUUAUGUUUAUCAAACAGCUUCUGUUCUAUUUCUGUAUUUAUGUCUGUUUUUUUCUUUUUGUCAAUAAAAUCCUCUUCAUCUGUC
Molecule: messenger RNA, 9874 nt
Organism: Nothobranchius furzeri (turquoise killifish)
Lineage: Eukaryota; Metazoa; Chordata; Actinopteri; Cyprinodontiformes; Nothobranchiidae
Gene: nfatc1
Product: nuclear factor of activated T cells 1
Biological process (GO): cytokine production; regulation of transcription by RNA polymerase II; calcineurin-NFAT signaling cascade
Cellular component (GO): transcription regulator complex
Molecular function (GO): transcription factor binding; DNA-binding transcription factor activity, RNA polymerase II-specific; RNA polymerase II cis-regulatory region sequence-specific DNA binding
Source: RefSeq, a predicted model, not a curated record